CAGACCAUCGGUCCUUGGCCACACUUGCGUACAGUCUAAUUGCCUCUUCUUUUGCACGACUCGCGUGGCCUCUUGGGUUCUUGGCUAGGGAGCCCUGCUUGCUGGCUUGGCCCGACUCGGACGUGCAUCGCAGCGCUGUUGAAGGGGGAAAAAAACGUCCGAUUGCACUUACACCGAUCCUUCACCCUCGACGGGCUCUUUUGGAUAUAAUACUCACAUGGGCCGGCCCGUGUAUUUCGCUCGUUAUCAGUUUUUCGUCUCUCGUUUCGCAGGCACGGAUCGAAAAGACUUCUUGCAGUAUCUGCUCUCCUUUUGGGCAUCUUUUACUCAUCUCUUUCCAGAGACGACUUAUACUUCGUCCAUCGUCUCUCGCAACUAUCAACGUCUUGCCAGCAACUCUACAUAUCAGAUACGUCAGAAAAGCCAAAGACGCGCCAACCGCCGAUCAAAACCGUCUUGUCUAGCUAUUAGCAAUCGCAAGACAAGUCAACUCGGCUCUCCUCCAUCCAUCGUCCCAUCAAACCCGGAGCUUUCCUCGCGGGCCCAAGCUUUCUUGGCCGCCUUUGCUGCAUUAAGGAGCAGCGCCACUGACCGGUCGCCGCCAAGUCUCAACAGCGGCCAAUUGCUCGCCCAAGGCGGGGAAAACAGGCCCAAAAGCCCCAACCGUCUCGCUCCGCCGCACCGCUCCGCACGGCCAGCACCGCAGUUGCCCUGCUACCUGCCACCUGCCACCUGCCCCCUGGUACCCGGCCCCCGUUUUACGGUCACGGCCGUACCUGCCCGCCAUCUCAAAUAAUAAGUCGGGGCAGCCCUCCUCCAACUCGACUCGCUCCUGCUGCCACUGCUACUGCUAAGCGCCGAAGCUACUUCCCACACCAACUAAGACCACCCCACUUGCCUCCCGCUACUCACUCCCGCUCCCACUCCCACUCCGUCCUUCCGUCUCUCC
Messenger RNA from Ilyonectria robusta, 949 nucleotides. RefSeq lists its product as uncharacterized. The record is from RefSeq and is a predicted model, not a curated record. Lineage: Eukaryota; Fungi; Ascomycota; Sordariomycetes; Hypocreales; Nectriaceae. The transcript has a single exon. Bases 218 to 796 code for a protein of 192 amino acids.